AUGCUACAAAAAUCUGAUAAAAUGCUUGAAGAGAAGGUAACAAAAAAUACAAAACUACAAGAGGAGUCAGAAGAGAAAUCAAAAAUGUUAGCAAGAAGUGAGGAAAGAGAGAAAGAACUAAAUAGACAACUUUAUUUAGAAAGAAAACCCUUGCCUGCUUUACCUAAAAAACAAAAUACUUUCCAAAAAUUAGGUUCAAGAAUUAAGAUCAAAUUCCAAAAACUUCAACACUUGAUGGAAAAUAAAAAACAUCAAGCAGUUUGUCAAAUAAGAACACGAAGCAAGGCAACUGGCAAAAUGAUUGAAAGUGAUAAGGCUUGUGAAAGUUGUAAAGAAAAGUUUAAAAAUGAUGAAUUGCCUAAAUGUAGUUGUAGAAGAUUAAAGACUAGAUACACUUGUGAUU
This is a messenger RNA of Funneliformis caledonium, 403 nucleotides long. Lineage: Eukaryota; Fungi; Glomeromycota; Glomeromycetes; Glomerales; Glomeraceae. The record is from the annotation of a GenBank genome assembly.